This is a messenger RNA of Westerdykella ornata, 1448 nucleotides long. RefSeq lists its product as uncharacterized. The record is from RefSeq and is a predicted model, not a curated record. The transcript has a single exon. NCBI's taxonomy places the organism in Eukaryota, Fungi, Ascomycota, Dothideomycetes, Pleosporales, Sporormiaceae. Gene Ontology annotation, biological process: regulation of alternative mRNA splicing, via spliceosome. The coding region runs from base 27 to 1250 and encodes 407 amino acids.
CAACUGAUGUGCAGCAUCACCCAAACAUGUCCUUCAAAUUCGGUCUGAACCUGAAGAACAAGCCUGUUGACGCUCCCGGAAAGCCCGCGCCGGGCAAGCGGAAACCCCUUCUUGAUGACGAUGAAGAGGAGGACGUAAACAUCAAAACAACGGUUGCAGAUGGCGCAGAAGUAGUCGAGGAAUUGGACUUGAACAAUGACGGUGCCCAGAAAUCGAUACCCUCGAACUCUAAGCCUUCGUCCCGUCCGAAAGCACAACAAGUCGGCCCACCGAAACGUCCAGUUCAAGCGAGAAAGGACGACCCUUCCAAGCUGGUCAACGCAGCAACUCAACUAGAGGCGAAGAAGAGGGCCCAAGAGGCCGCAGAGCUCGAUCCCUCUAUAUACGAUUAUGAUGCAGCCUACGAUGCGAUCCAAGCAAGAGCUGCCGCUAAAAAAGCGGCUGAACAAGAAGCGGCGGCGCAAGGCCGCGCGAAAUAUAUUGAGAAUCUACUUGAGUCCGCCGAAUUGAGGAAGAAAGACAGACUGAGAGCGCGCGAUAAGGUCCUACAGAGGGAGCGAGAGGCUGAAGGUGACGAGUUUGCAGACAAGGCAAAGUUUGUCACAGCAGCAUACAAGGCGCAGCAGGAGGAGGCGCGUAAGGCGGAGGAGGAAGAGAAAAAGAGGCAAGAAAUUGAGGAAGAGAAGAGACGCAAAGAGGGUAUGGCCGGUUUUCACAGACGUAUGCUGCUUGAGGAGGAGAAGAGACAUCGGGAAGCACAAGCAGCCAUGGAGGAAGCUGCAGAGCUGACCAAGAAGGGUAUUCGCCCGACCGUGGUCGAGGCACCCAAGGAGAAAUCCGAAGUGGAAAUUGCGGAAGAACUGAAGGCGCAGGGGAAGAACGUUAUCAUCAACGAUGAAGGACAGGUUGCGGAUAAGAGACAAUUGCUGUCUGCGGGUUUGAAUGUCGUAGCAAAGCCUAAGAGCGCGGGCUUGUCCACUGGAGGAUCAUCGCGUCAAAGCAUAACACAGCCCGGUUUGCAGAGUCGGCACGCGGGUAGAGGAGCCCAGAGACAAAGACAGACCGCCAUGAUUGUGGAGCAGCUCGAGCAAGCAGCGAAGCGAAAGGCAGAUGAGGAGGCUGAAGAGCGGAGAAAGCUUGAGCAUGCAAGUAAGAGUCGGAAAACGGAAGGUGAAAUUCUUAGCGCGAAAGAGCGAUACCUGCAAAGAAAGAAGGAAAAAGAAGCAGCCAAAGCUGCCGCAGGGAAAUGAUGAAAGGCCCAUUCGGAAGCCGCAUCGCCGCCUACGGUGGCAUGUAACUGCUAUGUCCCACAAUCACUCGGCCAUACAGCAAGGCAUGGCCGACCUGGAUUUCUGUUCUAGGCAAGGCCUACCACUCUGCUUCGUGCAAUAGUCUCUGGCUGUCGGUCGCCACAAGGCAAACGGCAGUUCUAUAGAGUUGGUGUGGUU